CAGUGUUCCGCCAUAUUUGUUUUCAAAUGUGAGAAUCAGGUGGCAAUAGAAAAUGACGGGAUUUCUUAAGUAUUUCAGCCUCUGUGUUGUUCUGUUUGUAACGCAAGUUUCGGGCAUACAAUUUACCUUUUCAAGGGGUAAAGUUGUGACUGGAAGUAACGGAACAUUGACAAUGAGAUGUGAUGUCACUGAAAACGAUGUUGUCACCAUUUACCUUAUUCAGAUGCGACGAGAAACUACGCCAGGAUCAAAUAUUUUCGAAACAUUAGUGCAAAUGGAAAAAGGAGAUGCAGCGUCUGAAACUCCUACAUUAAGCGAAACAAUUAACAACAACAAAGAUUUCGUAGCUGGAGGCUCUUUUGACGAGACUACACCCAGUAACACAUACCUGUUAGUGAGCAUGAAUAUAAGUAAGUUGGUGUGCAACGAUGCCAGGGCUUACAUGUGUGACUUGAUAUAUAAAAGAACUACCGGUAGUGUACUUUCAGUGGAAAAGAAUGGUACUUUUUCAGCCUAUGCGUACCCUCAUAUGACACAAUUAGAAGGGAAGAGAAAUGGUUUUAUAGUACAGGGAUCGUCAUCUUCAGAUCAAGCAGCAUUUGAUGUUGGUGACGAAUUGGAACUUACUUGCACCGCUAAUAUUGGAAGUUUACCAGCAACCACAAUCAGAUGGCGAAAGACUUCUGAAAAGGGAACAAUGGAUGACUUUAUUGAGUAUCAUCCACCAGCAGGAACAUUUGAUCAGGGCACUGCAAUAAGUGACAAUCAGUGUAGUUAUACCCGAAUAGCAAGUAUUACAUACAACACCACAGCCGCUGAUGCAAACAGGGAUAACAACCUAGCAUUUGAGUGCUAUGUUUCUGUUAGUGGAAAUCCUUACGGAACAACAUAUACAACACAAAACAAUCCUCGAUUUUAUGCUGACAUCAGUGGCGAUGCCCAGGCAAACAGAGAUUACAGUCUGAAGGGAGCUAUACAAGUGGUAUGCACUAACUAUCACUGGUAUAUUACCGUGGACAUGAACAAAAUACGGCACGUUUACCCAACAGCAAAGGCAUCUGAUAUAUACCUUGGGGAGAAUAAAUGUAAAGGUGUGGAAAAUGGUGACAUUCUGAUAUUUCAACAAGACCUUUCCGAAUGCUUAACUAGUGAACUGCUUGUCGACGGAAUUGAAGUGUACAACAACGAACUAAUUUAUGCGGAACACGAUCCUGUAUACCUGUUUAUAGUGUUGCACUAUAACUGGACAGUUGGAGUAGAAUGUGACAUAGGACAAAACGGAACUGCUAUAGGUGGAUUUCCUAGUAAUGCGACCAGUACAAUAGCUCAUAAUGUCAGUAGUCCCCAAUACCCCGUCAGCGUGUCCUUUUACAAAGAUCAGGACUUCAUCCACGAAAUAGGUAAAGGAAAUCCUUUGCAUGCUGAGAUAGGCUCGCACGUCUACGUCAAGGUGUUUACCACAGCCACUGACUGGAACAUCAGGAUGCGGGUUCACACGUGUUACACAAAACCGACUGAGCACGCACAUGACCAUAUGAAGUACUUCCUAAUAAAGGAUGGGUGUGAAGUUAACACGAACACGCAUAUAAUUUCCCAAUCUACGCAUGCGACUAGAUUUGUGUUCGACAGUUUCGAGUACUCAAAUAGCCACGAAGGAAUCUAUAUGUUUUGUGACGCCCUAUUCUGUGACUCCUCCGACUGGUCGGCACAGUGUCGUCAAACGUGCAACCCAGUAACAUAAGGGAAUCUUGCAACCUGAAAAUAGAAAACUGAUGGUUACGAAAACAUUUCAUAAUGUAACUGAUUUUAGUUUACUGAUUAUGUGUAUUUAUUUCAAUGUAAAAUUUCUUAUCAUGAUAAUAUUAUUAUGUAGCAGUUAAAGUAGUUCUUUUUAUUCAGACGGAAUGUUAUAAUAGCUAUUCAACAUGUUAAGGAAAUGAAAGCUGGUGAAAAGACUUGUGUACAUGCAUUGGAGCGAUUUACAUCACAAAAUCAUUUUGUCUUCCUUUCUGAUGGAGAUUUUACAUUUUGGUAAAUAUAUAUUUUAGAGAUAACUUAUGAAUUGAAACAUUCAAACCUCAAGUUUAUCGGAUUUACAAAUUAUUCAACAAUUCUAUUGUUCACAAUUCAGAUUCAUUUUCUUUAAUAUGCUUGUAAAUUUACAAUGAAAACAUGCCUUAAUCAAUAACAUUGUUAUUAAAAUGCAAAUGAUAGGAUUCUAGAAAUAUCUAAAGUGUAUGUAGAUUUGUCUAAAAGGAAAUGUGUAUUCGCUGUUGAUCUACAACCUCGUGUAAAAUUCACUUCUACUUCAUUGUGUCAUUAAAACAGAUGUAAGUAA
This is a messenger RNA of Mercenaria mercenaria, 2338 nucleotides long. Its product is annotated as deleted in malignant brain tumors 1 protein-like. The transcript has 8 exons. The record is from RefSeq and is a predicted model, not a curated record. Lineage: Eukaryota; Metazoa; Mollusca; Bivalvia; Venerida; Veneridae. The coding region runs from base 53 to 1741 and encodes 562 amino acids.